Molecule: messenger RNA, 3949 nt
Organism: Amblyraja radiata (thorny skate)
Lineage: Eukaryota; Metazoa; Chordata; Chondrichthyes; Rajiformes; Rajidae
Product: caldesmon-like
Exons: 77
Coding region: 1-3741 (1246 amino acids)
Cellular component (GO): extracellular region
Molecular function (GO): calcium ion binding
Source: RefSeq, a predicted model, not a curated record
AUGAAGGUGUUGCUCUUCCUCGCACUCUUGGGUCUACUGACCGUGGGCCGCUGUAGAUGUGAGUAUUCGCUCCUGCCCUUCCUUCGGGCCCAGCGUACCAUCGACGUGGGGUGGUGCCGUCUGUUCACCAGGGAGCCCGGCUUCUACCGGGGCCCGCUGGGAGUCUGGAACUUGGUUGCCGUCGACCGGGGGUCCCCACUCGCUCCGCCGGCCCUUGUAUCGCCCCGCUGGGUGUCAGGGAGGCUCGGACUGAUUUCGAGAAGCUCUGGGGAGUCCGCAGGUCUGCCAAGCUACUCUGAAGAGAGCUCCGUCGAUGAUUCCAAAGAGAGCGUGAAGAGGCCAAUCAAAGUGUUUGGAUCAGGAAGUGAUGAUGAUUCCAAGGAAAGUGCUGAAAAGAAAAUCAUUGUGAUCGGAUCCACAGAAGAUGAUGAUUCCAAGGAAAGUGCUGAAAAGAAAAUCAUUGUGACCGGAUCCACAGAAGAUGAUGAUUCUGCGGAGAAAGAGAGUCACUCUGCAUCUCGAGAUUCCAAGGAGAGCGGGGAGACGGAAAUCAAAGUGCUGGGAUCCAGAGAUGAUGACGAUUCUGCGGAGAAAGAGGGUCGCUCUGCCUCUCGAGAUUCCAAGGAAAGUGGUGAAAGGAAAAUCAAGCACCUUGGAUCCAGUGAAGAUGAUGACUCUGCCGAGAACGAGAGUGGGCCGGAUACUAAAGAUUCUGCGGAGAAAGAGAGUCGAUCUGCAUCUCGAGAUUCGGAAGAAAGUGCGGAGAGGAAAAUCAAAGUGAUCGUAUCGAGAGAAGAUGAUGACUCUGCCGAGAACGAGAGUGGGCCGGAUACUAAAGAUUCUGCGGAGAAAGAGAGUCGAUCUGCAUCUCGAGAUUCCAAAGAAAGUGCGGAGAGGAAAAUCGAGAUGAUUGUAUCGAGAGAAGAUGAUGACUCGGCCGAGAACGAGAGUGGGCCGGAUACUAAAGAUUCUGCGGAGAAAGAGAGUCGAUCUGCAUCUCGAGAAUCUGCAGAGAAAGAGAGUCACUCUGCAUCUAGAGAUUCUGCGGAGAAAGAGAGUCGAUCUGCAUCUCGAGAAUCUGCAGAGAAAGAGAGUCACUCUGCAUCUAGAGAUUCCAAAGAAAGUGCGGAGAGGAAAAUCAAAGUGAUUGUAUCGAGAGAAGAUGAUGACUCGGCCGAGAACGAGAGUGGGCCGGAUACUAAAGAUUCUGCGGAGAAAGAGAGUCGAUCUGCAUCUCGAGAAUCUGCAGAGAAAGAGAGUCACUCUGCAUCUAGAGAUUCUGCGGAGAAAGAGAGUCGAUCUGCAUCUCGAGAUUCCAAAGAAAGUGCGGAGAGGAAAAUCGAGAUGAUUGUAUCGAGAGAAGAUGAUGACUCGGCCGAGAACGAGAGUGGGCCGGAUACUAAAGAUUCUGCGGAGAAAGAGAGUCGAUCUGCAUCUCGAGAAUCUGCAGAGAAAGAGAGUCACUCUGCAUCUAGAGAUUCCAAAGAAAGUGCGGAGAGGAAAAUCGAGAUGAUUGUAUCGAGAGAAGAUGAUGAUUCGGCGGAGAAUGGAGAGAGGAACGGGAACAGCAACAACUCCAAUUCUGACGAAAGUGUGGAAGGGGAAGUCAAAGGGGUAACAUCCAGAGGCGAUGAUGAUUCCAAAGAAAGUGCGGAGAGGAAAAUCAAAGUGAUUGUAUCGAGAGAAGAUGAUGAUUCGACGGAGAAUGGAGAGAGGAACGGGAACAGCAACAACUCCAAUUCUGACGAAAGUGUGGAAGGGGAAGUCAAAGGGGUAACAUCCAGAGGCGAUGAUGAUUCCAAAGAAAGCGUGGAGGAGAAAAUCAAAAUGAUUGGAUCCAAAGAAGAUGAUGAUUCCAAAGAAAGUGUGGAGAGGAAAAUCAAGAUGAUCGUAUCGAGAGAAGAUGAUGAUUCUGCGGAGAAAGAGAGUCGAUCUGCAUCUCGAGAGUCCAAAGAAAGUGUGGAGAGGAAAAUCAAAGUGAUCGUAUCGAGAGAAAAUGAUGACUCUGCGGAGAACGAGAGUGGGCCGGAUACUAAAGAUUCUGCGGAAAAAGAGAGUCGAUCUGCAUCUCGAGAGUCCAGAGAAAGUGCCGAGAGGAAAAUCAAAGUGAUCGUAUCAAGAGAAGAUGAUGACUCUGCGGAGAACGAGAGUGGGCCGGAUACUAAAGAUUCUGCGGAGAAAGAGAGGCGAUCUGCAUCUCGAGAGUCCAGAGAAAGUGCCGAGAGGAAAAUCAAAGUGAUCGUAUCAAGAGAAGAUGAUGACUCUGCGGAGAACGAGAGUGGGCCGGAUACUAAAGAUUCUGCGGAAAAAGAGAGUCGAUCUGCAUCUCGAGAGUCCAAAGAAAGUGUGGAGAGGAAAAUCAAAGUGAUUGUAUCGAGAGAAGAUGAUGACUCUGCGGAGAACGAGAGUGGGCCGGAUACUAAAGAUUCUGCGGAGAAAGAGAGUCGAUCUGCAUCUCGAGAGUCCAGAGAAAGUGCCGAGAGGAAAAUCAAAGUGAUUGUAUCGAGAGAAGAUGAUGACUCUGCGGAGAACGAGAGUGGGCCGGAUACUAAAGAUUCUGCGGAGAAAGAGAGUCGAUCUGCAUCUCGAGAUUCCAAGGAGAGCGACGAGAAGAAAAUCAAAGACAUCGGAUCAAGAGAAGAUGAAGAUUCCAAGGAGAGCAGGGAGAAGAAAAUCAAAGACGUUGGAUCAAGAGAAGAUGAUGAUUCGGCGGAGAAUGGAGAGAGGAACGGGAACAGGAACAACAACAACUCCAAUUCCGAUGAAAGUGGCGAAAGGAAAAUUAAAACGCUGGGAACCUCCAGCGAAGGCCGAGAUUCUGCGGAGAAAGAGAGUCGCUCUGCAUCUCGAGACUCAGUGGAGAACGAGAGUGGCCCGGAUACUAUAGAUUCUGCAGAAAAAGACAGUCACUCGGCAGCCCGAGAUUCCAAAGAGAGCAGGGAGAGGAUGAUCCGAGUGUCUGAAUCCAGAGAAGAGUCCAAAGAAAGUGCGGAGAGGAAAAUCAAAGUGAUUGUAUCGAGAGAAGAUGAUGACUCUGCGGAGAACGAGAGUGGGCCGGAUACUAAAGAUUCUGCUGAAAAAGAGAGUCACUCUGCAACUCACGAUUCCAGUGAGAGUGCUGAAGAGAUACGGAAGCUGAUUUCAUCGGGAGGAGAUGAUGACUCUGCCGAGAACGAGAGUGGGCCGGAUACUAAAGAUUCUGCGGAGAAAGAGAGUCGAUCUGCAUCUCGAGAUUCCAAGGAGAGCGGGGAGACGGAAAUCAAAGUGCUGGGAUCCAGAGAUGAUGACGACUCAGCGGAGAACGAGAGUGGGCCCGAUACUAAAGAUUCCAAGGAGAGCGGGGAGACGGAAAUCAAAGUGCUGGGAUCCAGAGAUGAUGACGACUCAGCGGAGAACGAGAGUGGGCCCGAUACUAAAGAUUCUGCAGAAAAGGAGAGUCACUCUGCUGCUCGAGACUCCGCGGAGAACGAGAGUGGGCCGGAUACUAAAGAUUCGGCUGAGAAAGAGUCUCACUCUGCAGAAGGAGGUCCCUUCCUUGGGAAGCAGAAAUCCGACUCCGUCGUGAAGAGGCCCGGACGAUCAAUUCGGGAAUUUUAUGAGAGACACCGCGAGCAUUACUACAAGACACCUUCGGAGCGUCGCAAAGGACUAUGCGAGUCCUUCUCCCCAUGCCACCACCUGGCCAACAGGGUUGGAUACCAGAACGCCUAUCAACAAUACUUUGGAAACCUUUAUCAAUAGACUGGAGCCCAAAUAUCAGUAACGUCGCAGUACUUUAUAUCACACACAAUGCCUAACGUAGAGGAUUAGACCUCGUUCAUUGAAAUGCCACAAAUGGUUUCCAUCAGAGUAUUUGAACCUAGUUCUGCUGGUCACAACUUUGCCCAUUAAGGGUCCUUCGCUGAGCCCAUUGUCCCAUUAACCUGUGCAAGGAUCCUCCUGGCAAUCU